Seminavis robusta is the source of this 2589-nucleotide messenger RNA. NCBI's taxonomy places the organism in Eukaryota, Bacillariophyta, Bacillariophyceae, Naviculales, Naviculaceae. The record is from the annotation of a GenBank genome assembly.
CCAAAAUCAGUUUCCAUAGUGUGCAUGGAAAGUGUGCUCGCAAAGUGGAAGUUGGGUGGGAGAAGGACAAAAGGACGGACGAGAUGACUCCCAUAACGACUGAUGAGGAAUGAUGAAUCGAAUCAUUCUCGAGGCCAAGUUCAAACCACAACGUCACAACGAGCAAAGCGCCACAAUUUUGGUUUGUUGUUGAUGGUCUUGUCUUUCAGAGAACAAAUCUCGAGACAUCUACCGUUGGUUCAUUUUUGAGAAAUCAAGUGUAUUACCAAGAUGAAGGUCCUUUAUUCUGCCGUAGUGGCUGUUUUGUUCAGCCAUGUUGCUUACGCGUUUUCCCCCGUGGCAAAGCCCAUGGCGACGACUUCCUUGAAAAUGUCGGCAGCUCCCGUCGUCUCGUCACCUGCCGAUGUGGAUUGGACGCCUUCGAUCAAAUCGGGAGACAGAGAUGAAAUCUACGGACCCAUCAAGCAAUACUGUGAGGAUUUGCACAAAGUUGUGAGGCGUCCUAGCCGUACCGUCACAUGUGGUCCCAUCAAAUUUGGAUCCGAUCAUCCCAUUGUCCGACAAACCAUGGCUACCACAAACACUGCCGAUGCUGACGCCACCAUUGAACAGGUGAUGAGAUGUGCCGAUGAAGGAUUUGACUUGGUGCGUAUCACUGUCCAGGGACGUCGGGAAGCCAACGCUGCCUUGAAAAUUAGAGAGGGUUUGUUCAAAAAGGGAUACGACAUUCCCCUUUGUGCCGAUAUGCACUUCCAGCCCAAAGUAGCUAUGAUGGUUGCUGAAGCCGUUGAGAAGAUUCGUAUCAACCCUGGAAACUUUGUGGCUGGUCAAAAGGAUUUUGAAGAACACAUUUACGAAACCGAAGAGGACUACUUUUCUGAACGUCAAUUCUUGGUAGAAGCCAUGGUUCCCUUGGUGGAAAAAUGCAAAGAAUUGGGCAGGUGCAUGCGUAUUGGAACCAACCACGGUUCUCUAUCAUCCCGUGUGCUUUCUUUCUAUGGAGAUACUCCCCGUGGUAUGGUCGAGUCCGCCAUUGAAUUUGCCGAUAUCUGCCGCAGCAUGGACUACCACAACUUUGUCUUCUCCAUGAAGGCCAGCAAUCCAUUGGUCAUGGUCCAAAGUUACCGUUUGUUGGCGGCUGAAAUGUACCGCCUUGGCUGGGACUACCCACUCCAUUUGGGUGUCACUGAGGCUGGAGAGGGAGAAGAUGGACGCAUGAAGUCUGCCAUUGGUAUUGGCACCCUCCUCGCUGAUGGAUUGGGGGAUACCAUCCGUGUCUCCCUCACGGAAGAUCCCGAAUUUGAACAUGGUCCAUGCAACCGUCUUGCGGAAAUGGCCGAGUCUCGUUUGUUCGUCCACGAGGAGGCCGCGGCCCGUCAAUCUGCAGUCAAGCCGUACACUGACACAAGAGACAUUACAUCCUUCUCUCGCCGACAGGGUGAUCUUCCCGCACAAAAGGAAGAGGAUCCCAUUGAUGUCCGAGGAUUCUUGAAUCGGGAUGGAUCCGUCAUCAGCGUUGUCAAGCCAGAAAUGUUCAGCAAGGAAAACGCACAAUACCUCUACAAGGACUUGGGAUGCAAGACUGCCGUUGGAAUGCCCUUCAAGGACGUCGCCACAACCGACUCUAUCCUCCUUCGUAAGGUCCCACCCACCAGCGAUACCGAUGCUCGCACCGCCAUUCGUCGUUUGGUUGAAGUCAGCAUGGGUGUCAUUGUCCCCGCGGAGGAAUUGGAAAAGGACCCUCUGCCCAAUGCCGUUGCUCUUAUGGAUCUUUCCGAUGCUGUUGCCAACGAGGGCAAGUUGCCCGAAGGAGCUAUUCGUUUGGCCGUAAGUAUUGAUGGAACCGAAGACGACGAAACUUUGGCCAAGGUCAAGGACUUGGACCCUGUCAUGUGCCUGCUCAGCCCCGAUGACAGUGUCUCCACCCUACACGCCUCUCGUCGCGUGUUUGAGCUCUUCAAAUCAAAUGAAAUCAAUGUUCCCGUUAUCAACCACUUCAAGACAACAACAGACGAUUCGAACGAACUUGCUCUGCAGUUGGGAACCAAGGUGGGAUCUCUCUUGGCAGAUGGCUUGGGUGACGGUGUGAUUGUGGAACAAGUUGGCGAAACCGACAACUUUGGUGUGGACUUCCUCCGACGAACAUCCUUCAGUCUGCUGCAGGGAAGUCGUAUGCGAAAUACCAAGACCGAAUUCGUGUCUUGCCCUUCCUGUGGUCGAACCUUGUUUGACUUGCAAGAGACCACUGCUAACAUCCAAGAGGCCACAGGCCACUUGCCCGGAGUUACAGUUGCUGUUAUGGGAUGCAUUGUGAAUGGUCCAGGAGAGAUGGCAGAUGCUGACUUUGGCUACGUUGGAACUCUACCAGGAAAGGUUGAUCUGUACUACGGUAAAGAGGUUGUCCGCAAGAGCAUCCCCAACGAGGACGCUGUGGAUGCUCUGGUGCAGCUAAUCAAGGAUUAUGACAUGUGGAAGGACCCCGAGCCUGAAGAGGAAGAAGUCACCGAAGAAGAGGCCGUUGCCGCUUAAACAUGCGCUGCUCCGCCCAAUAAAAGACUAACUAUUAAAAUAGGAAAUACAUUUCAAUAC